Messenger RNA from Panicum virgatum (switchgrass), 3856 nucleotides. RefSeq names its product B3 domain-containing protein Os02g0598200-like. The transcript is spliced from 7 exons. NCBI's taxonomy places the organism in Eukaryota, Viridiplantae, Streptophyta, Magnoliopsida, Poales, Poaceae. The record is from RefSeq and is a predicted model, not a curated record. Gene Ontology annotation, molecular function: DNA binding. Bases 612 to 3449 code for a protein of 945 amino acids.
CACUCAAUGCAAAGGGCCCCCCACCUGGUCAAUGGGAGCGACCCGGCUCUUCUGCUUCCUGGGGGUGGGAAUCAGAAGGAAAAGAACCCCGGCCUUCUCCUCGAGUGCUCCGCAGCACUAGGUUCCUCGACCUCGAGUGCUCCCACCGGAGCCCCGCAGCACUAGGCCACCCACAGGUCGAGCUCUUCCUCUCCAAUCAAUUCAAGAAUACAGGCGCAUUCAUCUAGAAGGCGAUCCGCCGAUCCGGCUGGCGAUAUCCGUUUCGCCACGUCCCGGACGACCGGGUUCUUGUGGGUGGACUGUUCCCCGUCUCCUGGUGCCUUCUUAUGCACAAGUAGUAUUGUUCAUUUUACUAUAAAAAAUAAGUAUUGUUCAUUUUUCCCCUAGACUCUAGAGUUAGGGUUCUUGAUAAGCUUCGGUCUUUUGUUUGAGUGAUUUCUUGAAGAUUUCUCCUUUUUUUCAUGGGGUUUUGAUUUCAAGCAACCCGUCUUGUUUCAGUGCUCUUGCUCUGGUACUUUCCCUCUCAUGUCUAGGUGACCCAUAUUUCUGGUGGCUUCAUUGGUUGAUCAGGGGAGGUAACAGAAUCUGAUUGCUGGUUGGAGUUUCAGAGGAUGAGCGGUGCUAGUGCUACUCCUGACAAGGCAUGCGGGAAGCGGCCGAGGAAUCACGACCGCGCCAUGAUGAAGAUUCAAAGUGAUGACAAUGAGGAGGGAAAGAAAAUGAGGGGUGGUGUCAGUGAGGUGAAGAACCGGAAGACAUCCAUAGCUGCCUUCUUGGAGAAGGGGAAGCAAAAGGAAGGGAGAACCAGCAGCAACAAGAAUGUGAUGGCUGAUGACCGGGAGAAGGAAGAGAGGAUUAUAUGGAAUGGUCACAAUAAGGUGAAGAGUAUGAAGAAGGUGUCCCCUGCAUCCCUUGAGAAGAUGAAGAAGCAGCAAAAACUUCGCAAUGCCAACAAGAAGAAAAUGCAAAUUGAUGUUGACGAGGAGGGAAAGCAUAGGCAUCAUGGGGACCAUAAGUUGGCGAACAGGAAGGAGUCCCCCACAUUAUAUGAGAAGGAGAAGAAUAAGGAAAAGAUGAACAAAACACACAAAGAGAAGAUGGGGGCUGCUUACCGCAAGGAGAGGAAGAUACUGAGCCACCACAAUAGGGUAAAGAGCAGGGAGGUGUCCACUGCAUUCUUUGGGAAGGAAAAGAAAGGAAAAAAGUUGAAUAAGGCCAACAAUGAGAAGCUGCAGAACGAUGAAGAUGAAGAAAACGCACCAUUCACACCUGCUGUUAAGGAGAAGAGAAUGAGGCCCAGUGAGAGCACGGAGGCAAUGUUGUGCCAUGACAAACCAGAUAGGAGAAGUGUGCCAUCUAUUGUAUCCAAAGAGAAGAAGAUCGAUACAUCAAGUGGUUCUAAAUAUAAGAAAAGGAAGAUGGAUCACACAUUACUGCAAAAAGGAAAGAGGAGUGAUAAUAAGAUUCAUAGUGAUAGGGUGCAGGAAAAGAAGAUAUGCGGUGGUGACAAGGAAAAAAAUAAGCAUACUCCCUUUGCAUUCUUGAAGUUCAUAUACAACAGGUUCGAGGAAUUUCUGCUCAUACCACCAGCUGUUGCACACAAGUUGGCAGAUUUGACUAAUCAACAUGUCUAUCUUAAAGAUUCAGAGCAAAGACUUUCAAAGGUGAGGCUAUCUGUGGUGAACGAUUCCCUCGCUUUUCAUCAGGGAUGGAAUAUUUUUGUUUCAGACCAUUCGAUUAAAUGGGGGGAGUUUCUUAUGUUUGAGUACACUGGUAGGAAUACAUUUUCUGUGAGGAUUUUUGGCAUGAACUCUCAUGAAAGGUCGAAUUUCAAAAAAGACCCAAAAAGAGUUGGACAUGGGGUUGGGUCUGGACCAGCGCCACUAGAUAACAAUAAUGAAAAUGAUGCAUGCAUGCACAGCCAAAGAAAAACAGUAAUUAUGAUUUUGGAUUCAGGAGCUUCAACACAUAAUGAGGAUGUAGUGAAUCUCACAACUUCAGAUGCAGAUUCAACACAUCAUGUGACUAUUAAUACCAACGAAGACAUUGAAAGAGUUGAAAGUGGCGUUGGCAAUUUGCCUGAUGGAGAGUGUGGAACCAAGUGUAUUUCAGCAGCAUGCAGUGAAGGAAAAACAAGUUCUGAAAAAGUUGUAAAUGAUGCAGCUCCCUUAACGCAUGAAAAUGAUGCUAGAGUGGGGCAUGAAUUACAAGUUCACGAUUUGGAUGAAGAUUUAUUAAGGAAACAAGGGAUAAGUUGCAUUCCUUUAGGUUCUAUCAUAGCUGUGGAGAAACAUCAGAUACAUAACAAUAUCAAUAUCAGCCAAAACUUCUGCAGAAAAUAUGCAGUUCCUGGAGGUUUUCGAUGCUUGGAGAAGUGGUGGAGGGCGGGUAUUGUGAACAUUCGAGCAGCUCUUGAUGGCUUUGUGCUGAUUGAACCUGAAAACACAAAAAAAACUGACAGUAAAUUGGUUGAUAGUUAUGGUUCAAUUGGGUUAAACACUGUGAAUUGUUCUGAGGGCAAUCAUACACAUGUCCCACCAGUAUUCACCAUGACUGUCAAAGAACCCUUAGGUGCUGACAGAGUAUCCAAAUGCAGACUUGUUGAAAAUGAUAUCGACCAUAGUAUCAAUGAGAAAUGUGGAGGAGCUGCUGUUCAAAUUGAAACACAAGGGGAACAACUGAAACCCGUGGGAAGCAUUGUAAAUAGCCAAAGCAAUAAUAUCCCUGUGUCUGCUAAUGCUGUAGUUCCGGGCAAGUACAGUGCAAUAGGACUAAACCCUGUUGGACCAGAAGUAACUCGUACCUUUGCCGAACCAAUGCUCACAGUGCCCAUUGAGAAAGCCUCGACUCCUGAUGAAAUAUCCAAAUAUGGAAGUAGCAAGACAGAGAUUGAUCAUAAUGUCAGUGGACAAGGAACUGUUGUUCAACUUGAAACAAAAAUGGAUCAAGUGGAGCCAGUGGGGAGCAGUGUAUGUAGCCAAAGUAGCAACAAUGCUGUGUAUGGCAACCAUGUGGCUGCACAAGUGUCCGAAAAAUGUUUCUCCAAACAGGAAGGUAGAAAGUUUAUUGAUUGUGUGGUCCCAGAGUCUUUGUUGCCUAUGAAAGACAAAAUUAUGGAGUCGGAUGAUCAUUCUCUACUAAAGUUCAACUUGCAACUUUGCAUUCCUGAUACCACUCGGAAAUGGCUUGGGCUGCCGAAGUCACUUCCCAAUGCUAUUAAACAGAAAAGGCAUGCGUCUGACCGGAACGUUAACAUUAUACUGCUGAAGGAUCCCAUGAAGAGAUUAUGGCCGGUUCUUUACCAAGAGAACCCGGUAUUCGUGGGCUUCACCGCGGGCUGGAGGCAUUUUGUCGCAGCAAACAACCUUCAGGCGGGGGAUCUCUGCAACCUCAUCGAGGAGCCAGAUGAUGACGAGCCGGUGUACUCCGUUCUCAUCACACGACAGUGAUCUGCGAUGUGUGCAUGGUGUAUAUCAUCUUUUGCAAAAUCCUAAAGUCCGCCCCAUCCGUGCACUUCUCUUAGGCAUCCGCAAGCAUGCUUCAAUUGAUUAUGUGAAAACCGUGUGGAUCUGCCGUUUGGGAUCUACAUCGUACCGCCGCCGUGGACAGUGAUUGGUGGACUUUUGACGAUCUGCAUCCUAGAAAUAUAGAACUCAGGCUGAAGUAUAUAUAGGCUGAAGGUUACAUGUAUCAGACACUGGAACUAGUAUCAUGAGUUCAUGACGCUGCAGCAGCGGUAAGAAGUGCGCUGACCAUGUUGCGUCUUCCGCAGUGCCACUUGAUCCUGGUAAUAUUUGCCUGAACUGGGGUAAAGAUUUCAACAUAAUGUGCUGGCAGUGUUGCUCUCGCCUUUAUU